AGCAAUUAGAGUUAGCUCAAAAAUGGGAGAGGAAAGACAUUUACCACUAUUUGAGACAACGAAGGCAAAGGGAAAAGUCCUCUAUAGGUUUUCUGCGGUGUCUGUAUCUGUUGGUAUAUGUUUGAUUUGGGUUUAUAGAGUGAUUCAUAUACCAAAAGCUGGAGAAGAUGGAAGAUUUGGUUGGAUGCUAUUGUUCGCCGCUGAGUUAUGGUUCGCUUUUUACUGGUUCGUCACUCAAGCCCUUCGGUGGAGCCGCAUCAACCGGCAAACCUUCAGGGACAGGCUCUCUGAAAGAUAUGAGAAUGAGUUGCCGGGGGUGGACAUAUUCGUGUGCACAGCGGAUCCGAUCAUAGAGCCGCCGAUUAUGGUGAUGAACACUGUUCUAUCGGUCAUGGCUUAUGACUAUCCGCCGGAGAAGCUCAGCGUGUAUCUCUCCGACGAUGGCGGCUCAGAAUUUACGUACUAUGCUUUUUUAGAAGCUGCUGAGUUUGCCAAGCGCUGGAUACCCUAUUGCAAGAAGUACAAUGUGGAGCCAAGAUCACCCGCUGCUUAUUUUGUCUCAACAGCUUCUGAUGAUCAAAGUCAGAAUCAGAAACAAGAAGGAGAUUUAGCUGUAAUUAAGAAAUUAUAUGAGGACAUGGCGACCAAAAUUGGAAAUGCAGUGAAGCUAGGCCGCAUUUCAGAAGAAGUGAGAUCAAAACAUAAAGGCUUUUCUCGAUGGGACUCAUAUUCAUCAAAACGUGACCAUGAAACCAUUCUUCAAAUAGUAAUUGAUGGGAGAGACCCAAAUGCAAGAGAUGUUGAAGGGUGUGUGUUGCCAACUUUGGUGUAUUUGGCUCGGGAGAAGAGACCCCAGAUUCACCAUAACUUCAAAGCUGGUGCUAUGAAUGCUCUGAUUAGGGUAUCGUCAAAUAUAAGCAAUGGGAAGUUGCUUCUUAAUGUAGACUGUGACAUGUAUUCAAACAACUCGAAGGCCAUAAGGGAUGCACUCUGCUUCUUAAUGGAUGAAGAACAAGGCCAUGAGAUUGCAUACGUACAGUUCCCGCAGAAUUUCGAUAACCUUACUAAGAAUGAAUUAUACGCUUCAUUACGAGUAUAUUUCGAGUUAUUGUUUUGGUAUAUACUGAAGGUGGAAUUCCAUGGUCUGGAUAAUUAUUGGGGGACAUUAUAUGUUGGAAGUGGAUGCUUUCACAGAAGAGAAACUCUUUGUGGGAAGAAAUUCAGCAAGGUAAAUAAGAGUGAGAUGAUAUGGGAGGACAAAAAAGGUGAAGAAAUUGGCAUUCAUGAAUUAGAAGAAAGUUCAAAAAGUCUUGCGAGUUGUACAUAUGAAGAGAACACACAGUGGGGAAAAGAGAUGGGUUUGAAAUAUGGGUGUCCGGUUGAAGAUGUGAUAACAGGGUUAUCGAUCCAAUGCCGAGGAUGGAAAUCAGUGUAUUGCAAUCCAACAAGGAAAGCUUUCUUAGGAUUAGCUCCAACCACAUUGCUUCAGGCACUUCUGCAGCAUAAGAGAUGGUCGGAAGGCAACCUUCAGAUUACGCUGUCUAAGUACAGUGUUGUAUGGUAUGGCCGUGGAAAGAUUGGUUUAGGCCAUCAACUUGGAUACCUUCGCUACAACUUAUGGGCUGCUAAUUGCUGGGCAACACUAAUUUACUCAACUCUUCCUUCACUUUACCUCCUUAGAGGCACGUCCUUAUUUCCUCAGAUUUCAAGCCGAUGGAUUAUACCAUUUGCAUAUGUUAUAAUUGCUAACAUUGGGAGCUUUGUGGAGUAUCUAUGGUGUGGAGGCACGAGCUUAGGUUGGUGGAACGACCAACGUAUGUGGCUUUACGAGAGAACAACCUCAUACUUAUUUGCCUUCAUCGACACCAUUGUACACUACCUCGGAUACACAGAUUCAGCAUUUGUAAUAACAGCCAAGGUGGCCGAUGAAGACGUGUCCGAACGAUAUGAGAAAGAAAUCAUGGAAUUCGGGGGCUCGUCUCCAAUGUUUACCGUGCUGGCAACACUUGCAUUGCUCAAUCUGUACUGCUUUGCCUGGUUUCUGAAGGCAGCAAUCACUGGAACAAAGGGUAUUGCAGAGGUUUAUGAGACAAUGUCCUUGCAGAUUCUUCUAUGUGUGGUUUUGAUUGUCAUUAACCUACCGUUGUACGAAGCCCUAUACCUGAGGAAGGACAAGGGGAAGCUGCCGAGCUCUGUAGCAUUUAAGUCGAUGGCAUUUGCUGGAUUUGCUUGCAUAUGUUUUAAAUUUCUAUAUUAAAUCAAGCAUGAGAGACGCUUUAUACUAAGAAUGUUAGAAGUACGUAGUGGCUCAAUUUGAGACCUGUUAUAAGAUAAGAGAGCUGCUGUAAAUAAUCUUUGUAAUCCUCAUUCUAUAAUGGUGGAUUCCCUUGUCCA
Messenger RNA from Rosa rugosa (rugosa rose), 2394 nucleotides. RefSeq names its product cellulose synthase-like protein E1. Gene Ontology annotation, molecular function: cellulose synthase (UDP-forming) activity; mannan synthase activity. The record is from RefSeq and is a predicted model, not a curated record. NCBI's taxonomy places the organism in Eukaryota, Viridiplantae, Streptophyta, Magnoliopsida, Rosales, Rosaceae. Gene Ontology annotation, cellular component: trans-Golgi network; plasma membrane. The transcript has 8 exons. Bases 23 to 2257 code for a protein of 744 amino acids. Gene Ontology annotation, biological process: plant-type primary cell wall biogenesis; cellulose biosynthetic process.